Mytilus californianus (California mussel) is the source of this 967-nucleotide messenger RNA. Its product is annotated as ficolin-2-like. Bases 61 to 879 code for a protein of 272 amino acids. The record is from RefSeq and is a predicted model, not a curated record. NCBI's taxonomy places the organism in Eukaryota, Metazoa, Mollusca, Bivalvia, Mytilida, Mytilidae. The transcript has 6 exons.
UCAAUAAGACUAUGCAGUCAAAACAUUUCUACAGUUAACACUAGUAGGUUGUUCCCGAAAAUGCAUGCACCUUUCGGCAAAAUGUUCUUAUCGAAAUUAUUCCUGAUUACAAAUGUUGUUGUCUUGGUAACAACAACGGUACCGCAGAUUAGGAAAAUUUCUCAUGACAUAAAACGAACGCCAUCUUCAGGAAGGUUUAAGUAUGGGCGAGGAAAUAUGAUCAAUAACUGGUGUCCAGUUGCCAAACCUAAAGACUGUGGAGAGAUAGACCCAGUACAUUGUAAAAGUGGAGUUUAUACAAUCUUCCCGCCAGGACUUAAACCAUUUGAUGUUUACUGUAAACUGACCAAUCAAGGGAAAGCUUGGACGGUUAUUCAAAGACGAUUCGAUGGAAAAAUAGACUUCUAUAGAACCUGGAAAGAAUAUGAACAUGGGUUUGGUAAUCUUAAAGGUGAACACUGGCUUGGUAAUGAUAAAAUACAUAUUUUAACUUCCGGAGGUAACUUUGAGUUAAGAAUAUAUCUUGAGGAUUUUGACGGAGAAGCCAGAUAUGCUUUAUAUAGGAAGUUUUCGGUUGAUGAUGCAAAUUCAAAAUACAAACUAGCAGUUAGUGGUUAUAGUGGAAAUGCAGGGGACUGUCUUACUCGCCAUAAUGGACUGCUUUUCUCGACUCCUGACCAGGACAAUGACACCUAUAAAUCUAACUGUGCGGAUUCGAACAAGGGCGGCUAUUGGUAUUAUCAUUGUUAUCAAUCAAAUCUAAAUGGAGCCUAUUUGAAAGGUGAAACCAAAAUUAAAUAUCAAGGGAUGGUAUGGCCUUGUUGGAGAGGAUACAGCUAUUCUUUAAAAUCAACAACAUUGAUGAUACGUAGAAUAUGAAUAAAUAUUCCUAGUUCAUGACACACUGAAUAAAAAUUGUUAUUCUUUGUCAAUUUCACGAUAAGAAAAUAAAUGAAUUUACCUAAAA